UUCUUCUUACUAUUUACACAUGGCAAAAUCGAAUUCAUCACCUAAACUCACACGGUAGCGACUCACCGCAGAGGAACCAUCUCCCCUUCUAUUUUCCUCGAAAACUAUAGAUGGCAACUGCCUGUAAAACAACCGGCCGGCUUUUGACAAAAAUGGAAACAGAAAACCCGAAAGAAACCGGAGAAAUCGAAGCGUCGACCCAGGACCCAAGAAAUGAACCUAAAUCCGACCCGAAUCCAAGAACCGUGAAGACGAAAAUGCCCGAAGUAGAGAUCCGAUUGUAUCGACGAGGUAAGGGUCCGAUCGACGUGUUCAAGUCAAGCUUGGGAGGGUGGGACCAGGACCAGCUGGAGGUCCGAGAAAUUCUUGAGAAAUACGGGUUUAAAUCGAUUUAUGCUUUCAAUACCCAGUCGGGUCGGGGCGUCCCAAUCCGAUUUCAUCCGAGAAAUGGAAGGUCUAUUAUCGGAUACAAGGACGGAUCAGUGGUUCACAUUGACGGCGAACCAAAGGAUUCUUUGAUCAAACCUAUAACCAAGAUCUUGGUAGGAAUAGCAGUUACAACGCUUUUGAUAGCUCUGGCAGUGAAGGAUACUCCUGAAUGGAUCAAGAAAUUAAACAUAUUUGGUGGUGACUUUCCUCCUUGGGUCCUUGCUUGCAUUGUUAUUGUUUUUACACGUAUGAGGAAGAGAACUAGGGAUUUCUUGAAGAAGCUUGGUUGGUGAUGCUGAUCAGUGUUAAAUUUUGUGCUUCUCCGCAUCAGUUGUUUUUUUUUUUUUUUUUGCUUAGUAGAUCUGUUCAUGUGUGUGAAACACUUGCAUAAUUAUAGAAUAAAAGUGCCAGAAGAUGUGGUAAAUUCUAAUGAAACUCAUUUUCUCUAAUUAACCUGUAAGAUUUUGAAGUGAAGGGAAUUCAGUGACAAGGUUCAAGUUUUCUACCAGGAUA
Molecule: messenger RNA, 942 nt
Organism: Theobroma cacao (cacao)
Lineage: Eukaryota; Viridiplantae; Streptophyta; Magnoliopsida; Malvales; Malvaceae
Product: WD repeat protein
Source: RefSeq, a predicted model, not a curated record